UGGUUUUAACAGUCACAUCGCGGCUAUGAUCAGGUCUCUCAGGCUUGCUUUUGCUAUCAGUCGCAAGUUACAAGCGUCGAGUACCGAUGUGAGAGUUUCACGGAACACGGCGCGGCUUUGAGGUUAAUUCUCGCCGUUCGCUGCGAAACACAUGAGUUAUCGAUCAAGUACCCGCGGCAUUUAGCGCGGCCGUUGCACGCUCUCUUACUGGCCCGCGAGUGUGACAAUGCUAACGAACAGAUCGGCGUGUCGCAAUAGGUUAAGAUCUCGCCGGAAUCCCGUCGGUCGUACCGCCAGUGAACAGCCGCAGCAACAGUGACGUUCAACGACACUGAAGCGACGAAGAUGAGCCGGCUAUGGAAUUAUUUGGUAUUUCAAGCAUGGAUGUCCUAUCUAAUGGCAGCCGGGCUGUUGGUCUUCACCAGUGGCUUCCUGCUGAAUCGUGUCUCCCGACCGGAGCGCGCUGAGUGUGCGCGCUGUAUGCCGGACGCCGGUUGCGAUGUCGCCGGUAUCCUUCAGGACACGGACCACGCCGCUGAGGUAUGCCUGGAGCGGAAAGCGCGGGUCGUGCUGUUGAUCGUCGACGCGCUCAAGUACGAGUUUGCCGAGUGGUACGACGACGACGUCUCCAUGUCCAGCUAUCAUCGCAACAAGCUGCCGGUCAUUCACGAGCUGCUGCAGAAGCAGCCGUCGCACUCGCGUCUCUACAGGUUCGUGGCCGACCCGCCUACCACGACUAUGCAGCGGCUCAAGGGCCUGACUACUGGCUCAUUGCCCACCUUCAUUGAGGUCGGCUCGAACUUCGCGUCCGGGUACAUUAACGAGGACAAUCUGAUCGACCAAAACGCCGCCGAUGGUAUCGUCUUCAUGGGCGACGAUACGUGGACCAAUCUGUUUCCGGGUAAGUUCAUGAGGCAGUUCCCUUCACCGUCCUUCAACGUCUGGGACUUGGACAGCGUGGACAAGAACGUGCAAUACCGUAUCUUCUUCGAGAUGAAGAAGAAGGAUUGGUCCUUGCUGAUAGCGCACACGCUAGGGGUCGAUCAUUGCGGACACAAGCACGGUACGCAACAUCCGGAGAUGUCCAGGAAACUCAAGGACACAAACAAGCUCAUCACGGAGAUCGUGGAGUCCCUGGAGAAGGAUAUGAUGCUCUUCAUCAUUGGAGAUCACGGUAUGACGGAGACGGGAGAUCAUGGUGGGGACAGCCCGAGCGAGAUCGAGGCUGCGAUGUUUGUCUACUCGACGACUCCGUUGGUCAAAGGAUUCGCGAUCAACAGUAGCAACAGCGUGAACCAGGUUGACCUAGUUCCCACCUUAUCGUCGAUUCUCGGCACGCCGAUUCCCUUCUCCAAUCUAGGCUCCGUGAUACUCGAUUGUCUGCCGAGUCAGACGGUGGCCACUGAUCGUUUGUUACAUCCGUUGCAGUCGCUCUGGCGAAACAUCGCUCAGACGAAGAGGUACAUAGAGAUAUACUCCGCAGAUGCGAACCUGUUCUCGAAGGAGCAGUUGCAGAAUUUGGAUCACGUGUACAGUCUCUUGUCAGAGCGCGUGAAACACGUGGACAGUCCGGAGGAGCUCGAGGCGUUCGUCCGCGAGACCAAGGGCUACUUCAAACUGCUGAAGGACACGUGCUCGGAGGUAUGGGUCCAAUUCGACUCUGGUCUGAUCUCCAAAGGUCUGCUGCUGAUGUUCUGCUCCUUGUUCUUCUUCUACCUCUUCGUUACCGGCAUCCCCGAGAGUCGCAUGUGCGACAUCUUCAAAUCCUCGUUUCUACAAUGCGCGGUGAUCGCGAAUCUGAUCACCGUGACGAUUACUACAUGUCUCUUCUUACUGGACGUGCUGGAGGAGCUGAAGAACAUGAUCUUCUUCGCCACCGGCGCGGUCUCCAUCGGCUUCCUCGUACUGGUGAUCGCUCAGAAUUGGGACGUAAUCUCGAUGUGUUGGUAUGAACAUCGUAGGAUUAAGCUGUUGACCUACGUGUCCAGAAUAAUACUGCUAUUGACGGUGUGCGGGCUCUUCUCCAAUAGCUACAUAGUCGAGGAGGACAAGGUAUUGUCCUUCUUGAUCAUUACGCUUCUCUGCCUGCUGGUGUUCGACCUGAGGAGGAGCGAUUCCGACAGCGGUGCCGAGAGGAAGACCAGCAGGUUCUUCGGCUCGAGGCCGUCGAGGCCGAAUUUCCGCACGAUCGUGUUGGUCGUCGGUCUGGUGGCGUGCGUCUCGGUGAGGCUGUCGCACUACUUCUGGCGUUGCCGGGAGGAGCACCUGCAGCGUGCGUGUUCCACCAACGCCACCGGCAAGGUCGAUUGGUCCACGGUGUCGAAUAAUUGGGAGCGUGUCUUACCCGCCGUGGUGAUCCUGGCGUUGUACGUGACGGUAGUGAGACUUUGGCUGCGGGAUCGUGGGAACCUUACCGGCUUCGCCCCCAGCGUCAUGGUAGGCCAAUACUGCUCGAUCCUCAUCGGCGUCUGCAUCAGUUGCUACUGGGUCCUGCAGAAGCUGCCCAAGUCCUACAAGGUGAAGUUCGUGUUGUCCUGGCAGGUGAAUAACGUGCCGAACGUGGUUUACUUUCUCUGCGUGCUCGCGAUCCUUGUUCUCUACUAUCGUCCGCUCAGCAUCUACGUGCUGCCGAAAAAGCGGGAAUCCAUCGAGGUGUACCGCGAGGAGAAUCUGGUGCCGCGCUUGUUCGAGAAGAUCAAGGACUCGAUCUCCCGCAAGCGGAUAGACACCGACGACACUCCGGUCAUCUGCGGUAUCGGGACCACCUACAGCGCCGCGUUCAUCUCCCUCAGCGUAUUCCUCACGUUGCUGUACUCCUUGUUACUGGGAGACUCUCUGUCGCCCAGCACGUUCUUGAUGGUUGUGACGUGCACCGCCGUGUUGGGUUUGUCCGCGAUCGAGAGAUAUAAAAACGCUAAUACUAUCUCUGAACUGCUCGACGUUUCCAUGCCCGUGCUUCUCUGCUGGUUUUUACUGGCGGAAUAUUUUUUCUACGGGACCGGUCACCAGGCGACGUUCCCCACUAUUCAUUGGCAUGCCGCUUUCGUAGGAACCGGCGGCCACUUUUACGGGCAUCUAAUGUCUGCGAUUUUGAUCGGUAUCAACACGUUCGGCUCGCAUAUUAUCUUGGGAGUGACAUUGCCGCUAUUGGUGAUAGUGCCGUUCACCCUGCACCUGGUGUUUCCAAAGUUCCUCAAGGCCAAGUUUCUCGAGGACGAUAUGAAGAGGGGUGAACUGCUCUUCCUCUUGUCCGAGCAGGAUUCUGCCUUUCAAGCUGCGAUUUUCUCGGUCGCCGGGAAAUACGUGUUGCUUCACGGCAUCCGGACUUUCGGCAGUAUGUUAGCAGCGACUAUACACUGUCGACAUUUGAUGGUCUGGAAGAUCUUUGCGCCAAAACUGAUAUUCGAGGGACUGGGAUUCCUGGUGACGCUGUGCAGCGUGCUCGCGUCCUUCUAUCUGGUCUUUCGCAUCGAGCAACAGAUGGAGUACAUCAUUACAAGAAUCACGAAAGGCAGAUGAUAGUGACUCACUGGCGUGAACGGUGUUAUAGUACAAUCGGAUAGCAAAGUACCAAAGUCGUAAGUCGACACACCUCACUUUUGCCCGAAAGUCACCCGAAAGUGGCUCGUUACUUACGCGCGAAUUAUAACGCGAGAUUAUGUUCUCGGCGAUUCGAAGUAUUGUCAUCCAGCGCGACCCAACUUGAGUACCUGCUUGAAAUAUUGCAGAACAAAUGCGUUAUUCGAAAAAAAGAAAUGUUUCGAGCAAAAGCCUGAACAAAAUCGGACCAAGGUCACUGUCUUAUUCCCACCCCACCCCUCCGCCCUUAAAACCAAACAACUUUUGUCUGAAACUUUUCUUCGAAUAACGCAUUUCUUUCAAGAUAUUCUACGUGGGCAUUUUAAAUGGGUCAUCCUAUAUACACAUAUAUAUAGAACGGAAGAGCGGGCAACACACAAGUCUCUAUACUUACCACGAUACUGCCAAUAUUUCCACAAUUUUGUAUGAAAGUACGACGAGAUAGGGAAAGGUAGAAAGAGAAAGAGAGAAGACAAUGAGGGAUGAUGCGAAGUCGGAUAUAGAUAUAUACCUAGCGUAAAUUGUAAGCGACGUUUUUCGUACGGAAGUAACCUUCAGUAACUCUCCACUCGUUGCUCGAGAUAUUAACUCUAGUUCACCUCUCUCUCUCUCUCUCUCUCUCUCUCUCCUAUAGGGACGCUAUAACGUCGUAUAACCGACUGUGAUGCUUCCUAACACACUAACGCUACCCUGCGUGCAAUGCAUUGCUGAUUGUAGAACGAACGAAGCAACGCACUUGAUGCAGGAUUGCGUCCGUGUGCCGCGGUGUCUGCACGACUGAUGAGCGCAUCGGUGUGUGCGGCUGAUAUACUUUUAGUGAGUACGACAUUAGGCUAGAUUGUUAGUUGACCGUUAGUAUAUCCACCUUUCGUACCCCUCGGUACAGUAUUUCGUAGGGGAGGUGUCUCAUGUGCUGCGACCGCGAUGAGGAACGAACUCUGUGCAAUAAAUUCGGCGUUUCAGAACAAUUCUUUUCGUACACACAUACAUGUACACGUACAAAUCUUCGGAUAUUUUUGUGGACGACUCCGUUGACAAGAGCACUGCUCUCUUUCUCUCUCUCUCUCUCUCUCUCUCUCUCUCUCUCUCUCUCUCUCUCUCUCUCUCUCUCUCUCUCUCUCUCUCUCUCUCUCUCUUUCUCUUUCUCUCCAUCUUCGUUUCAUGUUGCUAGAUAUGUUUACUUUAUUGGUAAUAACGCACGCCCUCGUGUACACGUUUACUUUUACACGUUUGG
This is a messenger RNA of Harpegnathos saltator (Jerdon's jumping ant), 4813 nucleotides long. It is a transcript of the gene PIG-O, whose product is annotated as phosphatidylinositol glycan anchor biosynthesis class O. Gene Ontology annotation, biological process: GPI anchor biosynthetic process. Lineage: Eukaryota; Metazoa; Arthropoda; Insecta; Hymenoptera; Formicidae. Gene Ontology annotation, cellular component: endoplasmic reticulum membrane. Gene Ontology annotation, molecular function: mannose-ethanolamine phosphotransferase activity. The record is from RefSeq and is a predicted model, not a curated record. The transcript is spliced from 4 exons. The coding region runs from base 346 to 3519 and encodes 1057 amino acids.